AUGCAAGGUGACAACUAUUUAAGGCCUGCGUUUCCUCUCCGGCUCAAGGAAAACUUCUUCUCCCUUUCAUCACAAUCAUCACCACCCGCCCCUACUUGUCCUAGCAGCAACCUAAACAAACCCAGAAGCAUCUCCAUCACGGCCCCUCUCUACUGGUCUCCGCAACAGCCCAAUUUGAACCUCAGCAGCAUCACCAACACCAUGUCUGGUCCUGCCAACGGCCCUGGAACAGAGGGAGAGAUGGCUCCAGCGCCUAUGUAUGCCGCUGAGAUCUUGAUGGCCAGUCAUCAGGGGCUCAAAUUGGAGAAUGACAGGCUCCGCAGUGAAAAUGAGAGGCUUUGCGCUGAAAAUGAAAGGCUUUGCGCUGAAAACGAUAGGCUUUGCACUGAAAACAACAGGCUUUGCGAUGAAAAUGCCAAAUUGGAGGCGGAAUUGGCCCCAAAGGGAGGUCAGAUACCUGCGCAGUUCAUUGGCACCAGCUACGACGGGACAAAGCGCAAAGUGGAAGAAGAAAUGUACGCCGACGACGAACGCGGAAACAAGAAGCUCCGCACUACUGAUUCGAUGGAAUUCGGGGGCCUUUCGGAUGCAAACCUGAAUGGAGUUUGCCAAUUUGUUUCAAUUGCCCAAAAUGAGGUACUACGCGUGGCAGCAAAGGGUGGUUUGAUCAACCAUCUUUAUUUUAAGAUCACCCCGCGGGGUAUUUUGGGGAUCACUCCCAUCGGAAUGGAGAGGAUUGACCUCUUCCAUCGGUCCAAAACGGAGCCCAAAUUGAUCGAGGAUUGGAAAUUAGCUCGAGGGGCGGAGUUUUCCAAGAAGGUCCGCAAGAUCAUCACUGAGAGUGGUUUCCAGAACCAUAGCCAUCCCUCCCUCCACUGCCUCGCCGAGGAACUUGAGGAUGAGGGACUGUCAAUGGACACUCUUCGCAGCAAAUUGGUCUCCCUGGAAUCCCAAACGAGGAAUGAUGUGGAGAGGCUCGAAGCGUACGUCAAGGAAUUGACCAGGAUUCAGCGAAAUGGGCGUCAAAAUGGGCAAGUCGACAAAGAAGACCUCCUAGCGAUUUUGCGCCGUAUCUCCCGCCCGGCAACUGAUGGGUCUGUGAGGCCGCUUAUUAAGAUUAUCGAGGGAGCCGAAGGCCUUUGUGAGGCCUUCCGCUUCCUUGGCGAGCUGGAGAAGAUUGUGGACGGAUACCGUGCACUCUAUGCGGCAAGUGAAAAGAUGGAGGACUCAAUCGAGUUCCCAGCCCAUCAAUUUGCGCCAGCGGCACCACGUGUCGUGGAAGGCUAG
Clonostachys byssicola is the source of this 1287-nucleotide messenger RNA. Lineage: Eukaryota; Fungi; Ascomycota; Sordariomycetes; Hypocreales; Bionectriaceae. The record is from the annotation of a GenBank genome assembly.